CAAAGUGCUGUCGCCGCGCUAGCUAGUUAGCUCCUGCCUCGUUAAACCUACCCGAGUUUGGUUAAUGUAAAAUAAAAUUAUGUUUGGUUCGUCGAGAUCGGGAGGAGUCAGAGGGGGGCAAGACCAGUUCAACUGGGAUGACGUGAAAGUCGACAAACACAGGGAAAAUUAUCUCGGCAACUCUUUGAUGGCACCAGUUGGGCGCUGGCAAAAGGGCAAAGACCUGACAUGGUAUGCUAAAGACAAAAAGGGAGCUAAAGCUUUGUCUAAAGAAGAGGAGCUUGCCGCUGUGAGGGCUGCAGAACAGGAAGCUUUGAUGGCUGCACUUGGGCACAAAAAUAUAAAGAGACAGCCAACUGGCCUGACAAAAGAGGACCUUGCAGAUGUAUACAGGAGGGAAGAGCCUGAUGGUGAGGAGAAAAACGUGGACCGCAUCUCAGGUCUGGGGAGCUCCAGUGCAGGGUCGCGGAAAAUGGUGCUCUCCCAAAAAGAGAAAGAGGCUGCCAAAAUGGGCUUGCCAGUUUUCACUCACCAUAAGACGGAGGGCCGUCCAGAAACCUCGUCAAAACAGACAUGUAUCAGUGUAGAGAAAGAGGAAAUUGAGCAAAAACAUGAAAGCAAAAAGAAAAAGAAGGAAAAGAAGAGCAAAAAAGAGAAAAAGAAGAAGGAAAAAAAGAGGAAAAGACAAAGAAGAGACUCUUUAACCUCCUCAGAAUCAGAUGAUGACAGAAAAAGGCACAGAAAGGACCACCAUCAUCAUAAUCCAUCAUGCCACAGUCAGAGUGGAGCCAGACCCCAUGACAGCCAUUCAAGGGGGGAUGCAAAGGCCGAGCACCUCCCCUCCUCCCCCCGUCGUCGCCGGCAGCGGCAUGACACAGACUCCUCCAACAGGGGGUCCCCUGACCCCCGUGAUCGUCCCCGCCACAAGAUGGCUCCCGCUGCUGCCACACAAAGGCACAGGCGGCGCCACGACACAGACUCGGACAGCUAAUGCCCUCCCCCACCCCCUCAAUCAGACUGAGUGCCCAGCAGCAGCCUUACUGGCUUCUAAGACCUCAUUUUACCCCGGACACCCCAUCGGACUAUGAAUGGAAAUGGCUUCUUUUGCGCCACCAGCAGGGUUUGGACAUGUUUUAGUGACUCUGUUGCUUUAGUUUUUUGGGGUUUUUUUUUUUUUCUUAUGGCUCAUGUUCUUAUUACAGCAAAUAUUUUGUCAGACAAAGGGUAGAUGGCCUCUUUAUAUGGCCGAAUACCGUUAGGACCGCCACACACAAACCAAGCUGAUGGACCAGCCGGAGAGAGGGCCAGACAAAGCCACCCUGUAAAGGACCCAAGACUCCUACCCCCUCCUCUUCCACAGCUACCAUACUCUCCUGCCAUGUUAUACAGGCUUGGCUGCAUUAACCAUAGCAGCCUAAUCAACCUGAAAGAACGUCGUCUUAGAUUGCCCUCCCCGAACCCCACCCCCCCUUCCAAAUCUGAUGCCAAUGCAUGCACAUACCUAACAACAUGGAGGGUGAGCAGUUAACAUUUAUCACCGUUUUAAAAUGACCGUUAGGUGGUUUCUACCACCUUGGAACAGCCCAUUUCUCUCCAGGUCAAGGGGUGACAGCCUCUGCAGGAGGGUGCAAUGACACCAAUUUCGAGGUCCAUUGUCAGAUUAUAUCAUUGCUUCAGCUGAGAUCCAAACCUUAGUUUACUCUUUUCAAAGGUGCAAUGGA
Messenger RNA from Lampris incognitus (smalleye Pacific opah), 1721 nucleotides. RefSeq names its product chromosome 14 C1orf35 homolog (gene c14h1orf35). The record is from RefSeq and is a predicted model, not a curated record. The coding region runs from base 80 to 991 and encodes 303 amino acids. Lineage: Eukaryota; Metazoa; Chordata; Actinopteri; Lampriformes; Lampridae. The transcript has 8 exons.